CGCACGUGGCUGGCGAUAAAACCACGCAAGAGCCGAGAAAAGUUAAUCACAUUUGAUCGUACUGACGAGGAGAGAGGUCUUGAGUCCACCGCCGGAAAAAUGGCAGCCACGGUACAAGAGGAAAAAUUGCGGCAGAAGAUGAAGAAGCUACUGCAGGUGUACAGCCCUUCCCUUGAGUCCAUGAUGCUCUCCAACGACGCCAAGUACUUGGCUGAGAAUGAACAGAACGAAGUCAUGUCUUACCUGCCUCCUUAUCAGGGGAAAAGAGUCCUUGAACUUGGAGCGGGCAUUGGUAUGCGAUUCACAGCGCGGCUGGCAACAGUGGCGGGUCACGUAACAGCUGUGGACUUCAUGCAAGAAUACAUCGACAAGAAUGAGCAUGAAAACAAGCACAUGGGGAACAUCAGCUUCAUGUGUGCCGAUGUCACAAAGUUGGAUUUUCCCGCUGGCAGCUUUGAUCUGGUGUUCAGCAACUGGCUCUUCAUGUACUCGGCGACAAGGAGACGAAAUGUGAAGAGGAACGAGAAUCCGACCUUGUACCGCACGCCCCUUGAAUACUGCCAUAUGCUACCCUCUGCCACGGCCGGAGGCCAGGCUCUGUUCAAGAUCCUGCGCGGCAAAAGCAUCCUCACCUAUAUCCAUUAUCACGGCAACCCAAACCAGCUGUGCUUCUUGGCGCGGCGCGUGGACGGCGAGGAGUCAGACCAGCUGGCUCAGUUCCUGCAGAGGGAGUACUCUGUGGUGAACAUCCUGGGCAGAGAGAGGGCACAUGGGUACAUGUGGUGGUCUACAGGUGGAGAGACGACGAACAGGGACUUCUGCGCCCGCCUGAGCCUGCGUCCCGGCAUGCGGGUGCUGGACGUGGGCUGCGGCACCGGAGGUCGGCCAUCUACAUGGCGCGGCACUACGGGUCCACGUCUUCAGUUCGAAAUCAGCGACAUCCUCACCGUAGACUAUGAGCGGGAAUCUUACGACGUCAUCUACAGCCGCGACAGCAUCUUCCACAUCCCGGAGAAGCAAAAACUCUUUAGACACAUUUAUAGAUUCACUGCAGUGGAUUUCAUCCUGGCUUUGUGCUGUGUUCCUCAGCGCUGGCUACGUCCCGGCGGCAUUUUCUUCUUCACCGACUUCUGCAGCGGUCCCGCCAUUCCCUCCAGGGAAUUCCUUGCGUACAUCGAUGGAGCCAAACCCGAUCGUGUAUCUCCUGAGCAUCUGCCUUACCAGCACGGCAUCUCAUGUAAGGUUUUCGGGAAUUUCUGUGUCACACCACCAAGGGCCAGCGUCACGCCCGCGGUUAAUAGCCGUCACCGGUACUCCCUCGCCGGGAAGGACGUCUACGUGAAGGAGCUGGAAUCGGCAGGAUUCACUGACGUGACCUCCGAGGACCUCAAUGAGGACUUCAUGAAGAUAAGCAAAGCGGAGCUGAAGGCCUUCACAAGCGCACGCGAAGCUUUCAUUAGUGACUUCUCGGAGGAGGACUUCGCCGAGAUCUCGUCCACCCUCGCUAAUAAGUAUCUAAGAAUAAAAGCAAUGCUAGUGUCAGACCGUACAAUUCUUAAUUGUUCAUGGAAUCCCACUGGGGGGCUGUUUAGAGGCUACGGUGCCAGAGGUACGACGAGGCCGGAUUGUAAUGGGUCUGAGGCGGCGCUGCGGCCGGACUCUUCCCCGCCUCCGGCCGGCCAGGUAGAGCGUGACCGAGGCAGCAUGAGCAACAAGGCCCCAGCCAGCCAGGAAUUCCUGGACACCAACCAGUAUUCCCGCAAGUCCAUCCUCCGCUAUGAAAGGAUCUUCGGGCAUACAUGGGUGUCCACGGGGGGCGAGGCCACCUCCAAGGACCUCCUGAUAAAGAUGGGGCUGCGUCCGGGCAUGCGGGUACUGGAUGUUGGCUGCGGCACCGGAGGGUCGGCCUUCUACAUGGCGCGCCACUACGGGGUUCACGUGCACGGAGUCGACCUCUCUACCAACAUGAUUGACAUCGCCAAAGACAGACUAAACCGCGAAGAGAAAUACUUACAGUCCAUGAUCAAAUUCGAGGUCGGUGACAUCACUAAGGUUCAGUACGACAACGCCAGCUACGACAUCAUUUACAGCCGUGACACCAUCCUUCACAUCCCGAACAAGGAAGAUCUCUACCGCACUCUCCAGGCGUGGCUGAAACCGGGCGGAAAACUCUUCGUCACCGACUACUGCAGGGGAGACCAGGAACACUCACAGGAGUUCCUUGAUUACGUCAAACGCAGAGGAUACGACCUGCGAACGGUGAAGGCGUACGGGAAGGUCCUGGAGGAGGCUGGCUUCAAGGACGUGCAGGCGGUGGACAUGACGCCGACCUUCAUCUCCGUGCUGCAGAAUGAACUCAAGUACUUCGAACCGACACGCGAUGCCUUCAUACAGGAUUACAGCGAGAAGGACUACAAGGAAAUCGUGGAUGGAUGGAGACAGAAGUUGGUAAGGUGCAGUGCGGGCGACCAGGCCUGGGGUAUGUUCCUGGCCACCAGGUAGAAGCGCCGCUGGGGCCGGGCGAUUCCACCGGGCCCUUGGCUACGACGAGGGCCUUUAACGGUGGCCCUUUCUGGGACAUCAUUUUAUUCUUUCCUUAUUGCAUUAUCCUUUACAAAUUAUUUCUAUUUGAAGUAAUAUUUUGACCAUUACCAUAACCUUUAUCAUUAUUAAUUUUCCAGUCAUUUACUUGGUAUAAAUGCAAUGAAUACUGCAUAGUAAAAAAAAAAAAAAAUGCAAUCUGUUACCUAAUUUAUGUAUUCUAAUAUUCAAUGUAUCUUCAUGGUGCUGAAAUUAUGCCAAAAUAAAGACUGGGAAACACAU
Penaeus vannamei (Pacific white shrimp) is the source of this 2823-nucleotide messenger RNA. The record is from RefSeq and is a predicted model, not a curated record. Lineage: Eukaryota; Metazoa; Arthropoda; Malacostraca; Decapoda; Penaeidae.